This is a messenger RNA of Nyctereutes procyonoides (raccoon dog), 2841 nucleotides long. It is a transcript of the gene CEACAM18, whose product is annotated as CEA cell adhesion molecule 18. NCBI's taxonomy places the organism in Eukaryota, Metazoa, Chordata, Mammalia, Carnivora, Canidae. The transcript has 7 exons. The coding region runs from base 71 to 1192 and encodes 373 amino acids. The record is from RefSeq and is a predicted model, not a curated record.
UCUGUGAAGAAGCAGAGGAGGCUGUCCAGCCCCUGGACAGACACCUAGCCCAGGAGGACCUGUGGAACCCAUGGAUCCUUCCAGACCCAGAUGCAGACCAUGGAGGAAACUGGUUCUCCUAGCCAGUCUGCUGGCCUGUGGGAUCCACCAAGCCUUUGGCCAAAUAUUCAUCAACCCAGACUCACUUAUAGGAGUCAAGGGAUUUCGGACUGUCCUGGUCCUCGAGAAUGCCACCCAAGAUGCUCAGGAAUACAGUUGGCACCGCGGUGCAGAAGACACUGUGGAAAAUAUGAUUGUCAGCUACAAACCUCCCUCCAAUUCCUGGCUAUCUGGGCCUAUGUUCAGUGGCCGGGAGAAUGUGACCAAGUUGGGUGACCUGGUGAUCAGGAGAUCUGCAUUUAAUGACACAGGGAACUACACUGUAAGGGUGGACACAGGCAAUGAGACCCAGAGAGCAACUGGCUGGCUUGAAAUUCAAGAGUUGGAAAGCAACCCAGAGAUCUGGGCCAACACCAGCUCUGUGGUAGAGGACGUGGAUUCUGUGGCUGCCAUUUGCUACACCAAUGCCACCAAUGUCAGGUGGUACGUGGAUUACACACUGGUAUCCAGCAAUGACCGGAUGACAAUCUCCCCGGACCUCAAGACCCUCAUCAUCCACAGGGUCACCCGCCGAGACAGAGAACUUUAUUGUGAGAUAGAUACUAUCAUGGAGAUUCCUCGGAGGAGUGAAAUUCUCUCUCUAACUGUGGCCUAUGGGCCAGAUGAAGUGUUGCUGAGUACCAGUCCCAGUACCUUCAAAGGUGUCCUAUCUGCUAAGAUAGGCUCCCAGGUGGAUAUGGCAUGUACUGCCUUUUCUGUUCCAAGUCCCAAGUAUCACUGGAGCCACAAUGGCUCUCUCCUAAGCUUCUCAGAUGCAAGCAUCACUCUCCCAAGUCUGGCCUGGGAACAGAUGGGCAGAUACAGAUGCAUCGUGGACAACCCCGUGACCCAGCUGACGAUGUACAGAGAAUUCCAGAUCCAGACACCCCGGAACAUUCCUGUUGUUGUAAACAGAGGUUUCUACAUCUCAGGAGCCAAAGUGGUGUGGCUCAUUGUGAUGAUAGUCCUGGGCAGCCUCUACAUCUGUGGAAUCCUGAUCUACGGCUUGAUCAGCAAUUUAUCCAUCAGGCGGAGCCAGUUAAACGAGUGUUAACCUCAGACCAUGAGGACAAGACCAGCUUGACACCAUGGCAACACCAUAGAAGAUGCAAAGACGACCAUUGCCAGUGACCGGGAAACUGAACAAACUAUAAAUGCCCAACAACCAGGAAUGGCUUAAAUGAACAUGGCACAAAUUGAGCUUAACUGUCAUUGUUAGACACCAUGCUGGGGAAGGGUGCUCACUGAUGCAGCAAAUGCUUAUAAUUCAUUGUUAGAAAAACAUAAUGUAAAGUUGUACCUGCUAGGACCAUCAUUAUGAAAAGGAUAGAUUAAUUGACUGAUAUAAUAUGUAUAGUAUGUAUGUAUUUGUUCUACAGUUGUAUAUGUACACACACACAUAUAUGUGUGUACAUAUAUACACACACAUAUAUAUACACACCUGUACAAAUAAUACAGAAAAUGUUAUCUAUUAACAAUCCUAUCUCUUAAUUUCCUUCUUUGCACUUUACUGUAUGUUCUAAGGUGUUUUUUUUCUUACAAAAUGUAUAAACUGUUUUUAUAAUCAGGAAAAGAAAACCCAAUAAAGUUAUGGGCCCAGCGCACUUCCUGGCACCACUCUGCUGUGCUAAAACACAAUAAAAUAUCACCUACAGGAAGAACCAGCUAGGGCUUUUAGCACCUCCUGUCCCAUUUCCACCAGCUAACAGCCUGCCUCAUAUGGGCUGACCAGCAUUGUCUUCUGAAUCAUCUUCAAUGUGCACAGGCAGAUUGAAAAUAGAUGUGUGCAUGCUUAUGUUCUUCUCAUGGAUUUGCCCUUUUGUGAUCUCUGCACUCACUUAUUUAAUCACUAUAUCUGUGUGUCAAAAUGCAUAGAUUCACAGAUAUUUCCGAAACCAUCUCAUUUGCCUGAUAGAAAACCAAACACGUCCUGAGUUAACCACUGCAUAUACCCAUCGACAGAGGUGGGCAUUAUACUAUUUCUAUAUCUAAACCUGCAUCUCCCCACCUUACAGUCUUUUGGUUUUUUUAGAUUUUAUUUAUUUAUUCAUGAGAGACACACAAAGAGAGAGGCAGAACAUAGGCAGAGGGAGAAGCAGGCUCCAUGUAGGGAGUCCAACACAGGACUUGAUCCUGGGUCUCCAGGAUCAUACCCUGUGCAGAAGGCAGAUGCUCAACCGCUGAGCCACCCAGACAUCAUCCCCCCACCUUACAGUCUUAAGGAGAUAUGGCUGUUGAAUUUUAUCUAAAGCCUUUCCAUUAUUGUUAAAUUUUUAUUAUUUUUUAAUCAAAGGUAGAUUUAUAUAUAGUAAAAUACACUAAUCUUACAUGUAUAAUUCAAUGAGUUUUGAUAAAUACAUACACUCAUGUAACUACUAUCCCAGUCAAGAUAUAUGAUAUUUCCUGCAUCCCAGAGUUUCCUUGUGCACCAUUAAAGUUAUUUGCCAGCCACACACUCUCAAAAGAGAGGCAGCUGCCUUUGUGAAUUUCUGUUCCAAUAGGUUAGUUUCAUCUUUUCUUGGACUUCAUCUAAGUGGAAUUGGAGUAUAUUCUUUUGUAUCUGGCUUCUUUCACUCAAUAUGCUUUUUAAAGUCAUUAAUGUUAAAUUUUUUUUAUGUUGACUAGUAGUAUUCUGUUGUUUGGCUAUAGCACUUUGGUUAUCCAUUCACUUAUUUAUGGGCAUUUGUUUUUGUUGUUGUUUUA